CAACAAAUUUGUUCAAAUUUCUUUCCUCGGUUUACUUUAAUCUAUGCCAACACACUCGAAUUUUUAUCCUCGGCAUCCCCUGAUUCUAAUGUCAGUUAUAUCGUAAUGUUUGAUAUUUGUUGAAAUGAACUUUUCGACUAUUUGUAAUCGCUUAUUAAUGUUUUAAUACUCAUGAAAUAACAGUAAAGAGUUUUAAUUGCAUGUGCAUUGUUUAAAUGCGUUUUAUUUAUUGAGUGAAGUAAUACUCGCUUCUUUUAUACGAUCAGUGAAGAUCAUUAUUUCGUAAAAUGGCUGAUUCCAGUGAUUUGGAUCGGCAAAUAGAACAACUAAAAAAAUGCGAAAUCAUCAAAGAAGCAGAAGUCAAAGCUCUUUGUGCCAAAGCGCGUGAAAUUCUUAUUGAAGAAAGUAAUGUGCAAAGAGUGGAUUCUCCAGUCACUGUAUGUGGAGAUAUUCACGGGCAAUUUUAUGAUUUAAAGGAAUUAUUUAAGGUUGGCGGUGAUGUACCAGAAACAAAUUAUCUGUUUAUGGGAGACUUUGUUGACAGAGGGUUUUAUAGCGUUGAAACAUUCCUUCUCCUUUUGGCAUUAAAGGUCCGUUAUCCUGAUAGGAUUACAUUAAUAAGAGGAAAUCAUGAGUCUCGACAAAUUACACAAGUUUAUGGUUUCUAUGAUGAAUGUUUACGCAAAUAUGGUAGCAUUACAGUUUGGCGAUAUUGUACUGAAAUAUUUGAUUAUUUAUCUCUUUCUGCUAUCAUCGAUGGAAAAAUCUUCUGUGUACAUGGAGGAUUAUCUCCAAGUAUUCAAACACUUGAUCAAAUAAGAACAAUAGAUAGAAAGCAAGAAGUACCUCAUGAUGGUCCCAUGUGCGAUUUACUUUGGUCAGAUCCAGAAGAUACUCAAGGUUGGGGAGUUUCACCACGUGGUGCUGGUUACCUGUUCGGAAGUGAUGUUGUAGCACAGUUUAAUUCUGCAAAUGACAUUGAAAUGAUUUGUAGAGCACAUCAGUUAGUUAUGGAAGGAUAUAAAUGGCAUUUUAAUGAGACAGUUUUGACCGUUUGGUCGGCACCUAAUUACUGCUAUAGAUGUGGAAAUGUUGCUGCAAUAUUAGAAUUAAAUGAACACCUUCAACGAGAAUUUACAAUAUUUGAAGCAGCACCCCAGGAAAGUCGAGGAAUACCCAGUAAAAAGCCCCAAGCUGAUUACUUUUUAUAAAAAAAAUUUAAUUGAAAGAAUGACUGCAUAAACCAAAAUAUCUCCAAAUGUUUCUCUUUUUUAAAGAAAGAAAUCAUUUGAAACGAUUGCAUGACAUAUAUUUACAAAAAAAGUAAGAAGAUUCACAUAAAAGAAAAGGAUCAUGUAGGCAAAGACAAUGUUGAUUAAUUUGUAAUUGAACAUUAUCAACGGACUGCUAUCGGUAUUGAAAAUAUCAAUUUGAUAUAAUAAAUAUUAUGAGUACA
Messenger RNA from Frieseomelitta varia, 1456 nucleotides. RefSeq names its product serine/threonine-protein phosphatase 4 catalytic subunit (gene Pp4-19C). The coding region runs from base 288 to 1211 and encodes 307 amino acids. NCBI's taxonomy places the organism in Eukaryota, Metazoa, Arthropoda, Insecta, Hymenoptera, Apidae. The transcript has 6 exons. Gene Ontology annotation, cellular component: cytoplasm; nucleus. The record is from RefSeq and is a predicted model, not a curated record. Gene Ontology annotation, molecular function: protein serine/threonine phosphatase activity. Gene Ontology annotation, biological process: double-strand break repair via homologous recombination; peptidyl-serine dephosphorylation.